Messenger RNA from Nymphaea colorata (pocket water lily), 1803 nucleotides. Its product is annotated as alcohol dehydrogenase-like 4. Gene Ontology annotation, biological process: formaldehyde catabolic process. The record is from RefSeq and is a predicted model, not a curated record. Gene Ontology annotation, cellular component: cytosol. The transcript is spliced from 10 exons. Bases 484 to 1662 code for a protein of 392 amino acids. Gene Ontology annotation, molecular function: S-(hydroxymethyl)glutathione dehydrogenase [NAD(P)+] activity; zinc ion binding. Lineage: Eukaryota; Viridiplantae; Streptophyta; Magnoliopsida; Nymphaeales; Nymphaeaceae.
UUAUAUAGAAUAUCGCGAAUGCUGCCAACAAGUAGGACUUGAUAUCCGGGGAUUAGAAGAUUCUUUUGAGGAUGUUCAGUUUGUUCGUCCGGUGCUGAAAUAGGGUGCUUUAGUUCUGUUCCAUGGAAAUGGAAAUGCGACCAAGCAAAGGUAGGAGAAAUUAACCUAAGCUCCUUCAAUUUGUGUGUGUCGGAUCCGGAAACUCGAUCUAGUUAGCCCCCAAGGUCCAAUAAUGGUGGCCACAGAAGCGACAUCUCCCUCGAGUGGCCCUUCCGUAGACAGGAAGGUCCAGGCACACUUACAACGUGGGGAUUGUUACCUCAUCCACAGCUGCUAAACACGUCACCUUGGAGUGUUUUGUCAACUUAUCGACGAAGACCGGCCCCGGCCAUUUCGAAAGUCCGGCCUGUAUUUAAAGGGUUUCUCCCACAGAGUCUGUCCACCACAGCAGAUUUUCUUCUUGUAAGACCAAAUUUGCAGAGGAUGAGUGCCGUCAAUGGCUCCAGAGGUGGGCUCGAUGUCCUGCCUGGUACACAAGGCAAAGUCAUUACAUGCAAGGCUGCUGUACUUUGGGGUCCAAACGAGCCGUUUGUAAUUGAGGAGAUUCAAGUCGAGCCACCUCAGCAGCUGGAGGUCCGGAUCAGAGUCCUGUACACAUCCAUUUGCCACACAGAUCUUAGUUUCUGGAAAGGAGAGAACGAAGCUCAACGAAAGUUCCCGAGAAUAUUAGGCCAUGAAGCGGCAGGGAUCGUGGAGAGCGUCGGGGAAGGAGUUGUGGACUUGAAACCAGGAGACCACGUGGUCCCAAUCUUCAACGGCGAAUGCGGCGAUUGCGUCUACUGCAAAUCGGAAAAGACGAACCUCUGCGGCAAGUACAGAGUGGAUCCCUUCAGGAGCACCAUGUUGAACGACGACGGAACUCGGUUCUCCGUCAGAGGUCAGCCGGUCUACCACUUUCUCUCCACCUCCACCUUCAGCGAGUACACUGUUCUAGACUACGCCUGUGUGGUGAAGAUCGAUCAGAAGGCACCCUUGGAGAAGAUGUGCUUACUCAGUUGUGGCGUCAGCACAGGUGUUGGAGCCGUGUGGAAUACAGCAAAAAUGGAAGCGGGGGCGACUGUGGCCGUGUUUGGCCUUGGAGGGGUUGGCCUUGCAGUUGCAGAAGGUGCGAGGGUCAACGGGGCGUCCAGAAUAAUUGGCGUCGACAUUAACCCUGAUAAAUUCGCCAAAGCUAAAACGAUGGGGGUCACGGACUUUGUGAACCCAAAAGAUUGGGACAGACCAGUUCACCAGGUGAUCAGGGAAAUGACUGAGGGAGGAGUUGACUACAGUUUCGAGUGUGCAGGCAAUUAUGAAGUGCUGCGAGAGGCCUUUGUUUCUACACAUGACGGUUGGGGCAUGACAAUAAUUGUGGGGAUCCACUCUAGUCCUAAGAUGCUGCCCUUGCACCCGAUGGAACUGUUUGACGGCAGAGGCAUAAUCGGUUCCGUGUUUGGAGGCUUCAAGGGCAAGACACAGCUGCCGAGCCUUGCUCAGAAGUGCAUGAAAGGGGAGGUGAAUUUGGAAGGGUUCAUAACUCACGAGUUACGGAUGCAAGAUAUCAAUCAGGCAUUUAAACUCUUGAAUGAAGGCAAGACUCUCAGAUGUCUGCUUCAUCUGUAAGCCGGUCCGUCUCUUGCCGGCCGGAUAUGCUGUAACUCUGUCGGUGCUUUGCUCCUUGUUCUAAUUAAUAAUACACAAUCUUUUCAUCCCCUGUAACUCCUCUUUGUAAGUGAAAGGGCGUGAUGUUGUUUAAUGGAAAAG